This is a messenger RNA of Psilocybe cubensis, 1059 nucleotides long. RefSeq names its product Cytochrome b561 and DOMON domain-containing protein. The transcript has 8 exons. The record is from RefSeq and is a predicted model, not a curated record. NCBI's taxonomy places the organism in Eukaryota, Fungi, Basidiomycota, Agaricomycetes, Agaricales, Agrocybaceae. Bases 1 to 1059 code for a protein of 352 amino acids.
AUGUGCAUUGAGGCGACUGUCAACGGCUCGUCUACCACAUAUGUCCUCUCUAGUCUUGGGAAGCAGAACACGGGGUGGAUGGCCAUGGGCUUUGGUCGCCAGAUGACAGGUACACUGAUGGUCAUAAUGUGGAUCAAUCCAGAUGGUUCAGUUACGCUUUCCCAACGUUCUGCAUCGGAUUAUGUCAUGCCCACUGUCGACUCAAAUCCACCCAGAGUUGCUCAGAAAUCACUAUCCCUUAGUGUUACGAAUUCUAAGACACCCUCCUUGGCAUACACCAUUCCUUCAAACACAGAUACAAAACAACCCAUUAUAUACGCUUUUGGCACGACCACACCCUCGUCUUCGGAUGAAAACGCUACUCUUCUACAGCAUCUUGACAUGGGUAUCCUGCAGUUGGAUCUCACCAAACCUGUGACAGCUACCACCCCAACAGACGGUUCGGGAGGUUACCCGUCUGAUACCACCCCUGCCACACCCGACAGCAGCUUUUCCGAACCCCCAUUGCUCCCCUACCAAAAGUUAAUUGUUGCCCACGCCAUUAUGUGCACAGUUGGAUUUUUGUUCUUAUUGCCCCUGGGCGCUCUUCUGGCUCGAUAUCUCAGGACAUUUAUUCCUACAUGGUUCCAGAGUCACUGGAUUGUUCAGUUCGCCCUGGGUGGCCCAGUCAUUCUUAUCGGCAUUAUCCUCGGAAUUGCAGCUGUAAGUCAGUCAAAGGCAAUGCAUCUAGAUGAUGAUCAUAAGAACCCAAACCGAGUACGCCGACCACCCCAAAACUACUUACAUGCUGUCGUUGGUCUGGCUAUCAUUGGACUAGCGUUCUAUCAAGUCCAUUCUGGGUUCGACCAUGAAUGGACUUUCACCACUGGACGUGAACCGCUACCCUCGGUUGUAAAGAUUGUUUUCUAUGUAUGGGUUGUGUUCUUGCCGGUUGCAUACGCCGUAGGACUGGGCUUCCUACCCAAACAGUAUCGUCAGGAAUACAACAAAGUGCGUACAAAUGACGACGAAGAAGAGCACAGUCAAUUUGGCCUUAAAGAGACCUCGUAUGGUCGUUGA